AUGCCAACUUACUUACCGCAAUCCUCUGACUAUUUACCAUAUUGGAUUUUAUUUGUCUCAAUUUUGGCUAUUUUCAAUACAAUUCAAAAUUUUAUAACCCUUUCACUUACAAAGCAAGUCUAUAACGCGAAACCCGAGCAAGUGACUGAAUUAUCCUCGCGUCUUUCUGGCAUUUGGACAUUUACAUCAGCUGUUAUACGUUUUUAUGCAUCGUACAAUAUUAAUAAUAAAGAGAUUUAUCAAAUAGCACUUUGGUCAUAUGUAAUUGCUUUCUUUCAUUUUGCAUCCGAAUUUCUUUAUUUUAAGAGUGCAAAGGUUGGACCUGGACCAUUGUCGCCGAUAAUUGCUUCACCAAUUCAUCAAAGACUUGCCGUGAAAUGUGUGAAUUCUCCAUAA
Messenger RNA from Cetraspora pellucida, 396 nucleotides. Lineage: Eukaryota; Fungi; Glomeromycota; Glomeromycetes; Diversisporales; Gigasporaceae. The record is from the annotation of a GenBank genome assembly.